Molecule: messenger RNA, 228 nt
Organism: Stereum hirsutum FP-91666 SS1
Lineage: Eukaryota; Fungi; Basidiomycota; Agaricomycetes; Russulales; Stereaceae
Exons: 4
Coding region: 1-228 (75 amino acids)
Source: RefSeq, a predicted model, not a curated record
AUGGCAGACAAACUUGAAGAAGGCCAGGACGUCACGUGGAAGUGGGGAGGGGGUCAGGCGUCUGGGAAGGUCGCAGAGAUCGCCGAGGAAGGCAAGGCCCAGGUCACAAGCAACAAAGGUAACACCAUCACUAGAAACGCUAAAGAGGGCGAUCCCGCCGUGAAGAUCUCUCGUGAUGGGAAUGAUGUUGUCAAACUGGCGCAUGAGUUGAACGAGGCGAAGGGAUAG